Rhinolophus ferrumequinum (greater horseshoe bat) is the source of this 5105-nucleotide messenger RNA. It is a transcript of the gene PDCD2, whose product is annotated as programmed cell death 2. The record is from RefSeq and is a predicted model, not a curated record. The coding region runs from base 55 to 1086 and encodes 343 amino acids. Lineage: Eukaryota; Metazoa; Chordata; Mammalia; Chiroptera; Rhinolophidae. Gene Ontology annotation, cellular component: cytoplasm; nucleus. The transcript is spliced from 6 exons.
UCCGCCUUCCGGCCGGAUGUUGCGGCUGUCCGAGCGCCGGGUUCCCCGCGCUCCAUGGCGUCCACACGCGCUGGACCGGCAGAGCUGGGCUUCGCGGAGGCGGCGCCGGCGUGGCGGCUGCGCAGCGAGCAGUUCCCCAGCAAGGUGGGCGGGCGGCCGGCGUGGCUCGGUGAGGCCGGGCUGCCAGGGCCCGCGGAGCUGGCCUGCACGCUGUGCGGCCGCCCGCUGGCCUUCGUGCUGCAGCUGUACGCGCCCCUGCCCGGCAGAGCCGACGCCUUCCAUCGCGCCCUAUUCCUCUUCUGCUGCCGGGCGCCGCCGUGCUGCGCCGGCCUGCGCGUUUUUAGAAAUCAGCUACCAAGGAAAAAUGACUUUUACUCCUAUGAACCACCUUCUGAGUCUCCUCCUCCUGAGACAGGAGAAUCCGUGUGCCUCCAGCUCAAGUCUGGAGCUCAUCUCUGCAGGGUUUGUGGCUGUUUAGGACCCAAAACAUGCUCUAGAUGUCACAAGGCACAUUACUGCAGUAAGGAGCAUCAGACUCUAGAUUGGAAAUUAGGACAUAAACAGGCUUGUACACAAUCAGAUAAUUUGGACAAUACAGUUCCAGACCACAAUUUCCUUUUUCCAGAAUUUGAAAUUGUAAUAGAAACAGAAGAUGAGAUUACACCUGAAGUUGUAGAAACAGAUGAAUCGGAGAUUACAGGGAGCAUGGGUGAAGCACCUGAGGAAGAACUGGAUUCUAUGGCAAAACAUGAAUCCAGGGAAGAUAAAAUUUUCCAGAAGUUUAAAACUAAAAUAGCCACAGAACCAGAGCAGAUUCUCAGAUACGGCCGAGGGAUUGCCCCCAUCUGGAUCUCCGGUGAAAAUAUCCCACAGGAAAAGGACAUUCCAGAUUGCCCCUGUGGUGCCAGGAGGCUAUUUGAAUUCCAGGUCAUGCCUCAGCUGCUCAACUACCUAAAGGCCGACAGACUGGGCAGGAGUGUCGAUUGGGGUGUCCUGGCCAUCUUCACCUGCGUCGAAAGCUGUAGACAAGGCACUGGCUACACCGAGGAGUUUGUUUGGAAACAAGAUGUAACAGAUACACCUUAAAGACCCCGUCGUCAAGCUUUGAAAUGCUUGUGAUCUCUUAGACCUCGCUGUUCCAGUUGUUAGGACUUUGCCCUAAGGAAGUAAUUGUACCAGAGAUCGAGGUACAGAGACCUUGUUUUAGGCAUUGUUUCCAAUGUCUAAAUAGUAGGGAAGCAGAAAUGUCCAAUGAUGGAAUUCCAUACAUUUUGGGAUAUCUGUACAGUGGAAGGCUAUGCAGUUUUUAUGAUAGAGACCUGCGUGCACACCAAGUAUGAUAAAGAUCUAAAUUGACACCCUGAUACUUUUAUAGGUGGUAUUCAUAGUAUGACUAGGUUUUUGUAAAAAUAUCUGUGUAUGUGUAGAGCACAGAAAUCAAUCUGGAAAACACAUACUAGGUGGGCUGAAUGGUGGGCUAAGUGAAACAAUUUUCUUAUAUGUAUAUUUCUUCAAUAAAGAUGGGUUAAAUGUGCCUAAUUAAGUCAAACCACUCAGAUCAUUUUCUCCCCUGAAAUUUGCAUAGUUACAGAGAAAAAUAUUUGGGUAUAAUCGCAAAGGGAUGGUCUGCUGGUGAUUGUCUGUCACAGGCUCUAGUAUUCGUGGAAGCCUAGACGUGAAAAUACUGGGCCGUGAGUAGAGAGGGAUGCCCAACAGUUCUGAAAUAGCUGCAGUUAGGAUCAGGAGAAGGUUUGCGAUCAGACAGCCUGACUUUGAAACUGACCUUGGUCAGCCAGUGGUCAGCGUACAGAUGAGACUGACAGGCGAGAGCACUGGUCUCCCUUUGCACCUCACACCGUUGUGCACAGGCAAGGAAACCAGACUAAGGUGCAGGAUUGGGCCGUCGGGAUUCCCUAGGGCGCCCCAGGGACAUCUGGCCCAGAGCUCAGCUUUCAGAUGUGGGACAGUGUUAGCACAGUGGUUUCUGAACCUCUGCCCUCAACCGUCCUGAGGCUCCCGCAGCCCCAAGCGGUGUAGUUCCCUUGUGAGAAGCCCUGCUUCCCAUAGCCCCAGGGACACCUGCUCAGCACAGGCAAAGCUGCUGGCUGCUGUUAGCUAAUUCUGGUGACUUUCUCAUGGUUACUGGGUCGCUCUUCACACGCCCUGCUAACCCUGAAAGGCACUGCCACUGUACACACUGCUUUGGAGGUGACAGUGUUUGUUGAUGUCCUUGAGUACUUGGCUUUAUACAUCCAAGUCCUGGCUGAGUGGUCCGCGUUGUGUGCUGCACGUAUGUACACGUAACUCGUAGAGACAUGCACAUAAAACAGUGCCACGAAACCGCAGCAUGAAAUUCCCAUGGGGAGACUGGUUACAUACAAUGUUUAAAGACGGAGGGAAUGGUAUUAAAUUGAAAUCAUAAUCACCCAUAACUAUGGUGAGACAGCCCAUGGUUACUGGAGGACAUGUGAAAAGUUCCCAUCAACUGGUGGCAAGGGUCAUGUUUGGUAAGUAUCUCAGUGGCUUCUGGAAAAUGACUCGUGGGACCUUCAAAUUAUAAGUAAUACUCAUAAUCAGGAUAUGUUACAUAUAGUUAAGUUUUGCAAAACAGAAAAGCAUCCUGACUGCUAAGGAUUUUCCAGCAAAUUCAUUAAGGUCUGUUCCUGGAGACAUUACCAGACGACGUGGACCUUCUUACAGGCAUGUUGGUGUCAUCAGCCAAACUGUCCUUUAGGUGUGUAUCCCCAGCAAGCUCUGGAGAUGAUGGUGAGAGUUCACAGGCCCUCUCCAUUGGGAGACAGCUAGCCCAAAUCACCAGAAAGUAAGUGUCACAGCGCCCACUUGGUGACCGUGUUAAAAACAGCUAACACUAAACCAGUUUCCUGAAAAGGAAAUAACUUGGUCCCGUUUAUAAUAGCAUCGAAAACAAUAAAAUACUUAGGAGUAAAUUUAAGGAGGUGAAAGGUCUCUAUUCUGACAACUACAAGACACUGAUGAAAGAAAUUGAAGACAAAUAAAUGGAGAGGGAUCCGUGUUCCAGAUUGGAAGAAUUAAUGUUGUUAAAAUGUUACUGCCAAAAGCUAUCUAUAGAUUCAAUGCAGUCCCUGUCAAGAGUCCAGUAGCAUUUUUCACAGGAGAAAAAACUCUUCAAAUGUAUAUGAAACCACAAAAGACACAGAACAGCCAAAGAAAACCUGAGAAAGAAGAACAAAGAAGGAGGUACCAUACUUCCUGAUUUCAAGCUAUAUUAUAAAGCAAGUCAUCAAAACACUGUGGUAAUGGCCUAAAAACAGAGAAAUAAACCAAUGGAACUGAAUUGAGCCCAGAAAUAAACCCACGUCUAUAUGGUCAACUAAUACGUGACAAGGGAGCCAAUACUCAGUGGAGAAGAGUCUUUUCAAUAAGUGGUGCUGAGAAAAUUGGAUAUUCACAUGUAAAAAAAAAGUGCAACUGGACCCAUUUCUUACACCACUCAAAAAUUAACAAAAUGGAUUAAAGACUUCACUGUAACACCUGAAGUCAUGUAACUUUGGCCUAGAAUGCUGCUUGUAGUCUCAGCAGGCUGCUAAAUUUCUACUCAUCAGUUGAUCCUAACUUUUCUAUGAGUCAGGACCCUUAGUUGCAAAUGACAUAACUGAAAUCAUUUAAGUGGAAAGGGGUUCAUAUAGAUGUGGAGCUGGCUUAAGACUAAAUAGGGACUAGGAUGGUUCGGGAGCACGUGCUCCCCCUCUCGCUCUCCACCCCGCACCCCUGCCAUCCUCUGGGUCUUAAUGUAGACAGGCUUGUUCUGCAGCAGAAGACACUGGGACCCAGCUUUGAACCCUACUGAACACAUGAGAGAUGUCUCCUUUGGCUUCAGGAUAACUUCAUCCCAGGAAGGGUUCCUGCCCAUCACCCAAGAACCCUGCUGGGCCCAGACGGCCUGUCCUGACCGCUCAGCCCCACUGUAGACAGCACCCCAAUAACCUGUCUUCUGACAGAGCUGAGUCCUGGUCUGCGCACCCUUUGACAACUCAGAAUGCACCAUAACAAAUAUGUUUCAAUGCUUUCGACAUUCAUAUUGAUGGUGAUCUUGUUAUUGUAAGACUGUGUGUUUUCAUGUGGGAUAAAUAACUACCCAUAGGGUAUUUUAAGUCAUCCCGUGUGUUUUUAAAAAGUAAGAAUUCUCAGUGUAAAAGGUAAUAAAUAUUAAAGAAUCGAUCAAAUAAAACCCCUAUGGUCCUGAAUUUGAGUUGGGUAUAUCUGUGAAUUCAUGAGGUAUUUUACCUUGAAAAUUUUCAAAGGGAAAAACGCAAGCACUUAUCCUGGUGUAUGAAGUGCAUCACUUUAAAAAAGUAUUCAAUGAACAUAUGAAAAACAAAUGAAACUAUUAGAAUUUCACCAUUUGCAACCCACUAACAAAUUAAUGGAUCGAUGAGAAGAGAAACAACCAAACACUUGAUUCCUAACGAAAGAACACGCCACUUGCAGUCUUUACAAAAGGGAUCAAGGCUCUGGAUACAGCGGCCCAUUCACAGGAACCAGAGAACGAUGCCCACACUGAACUGCACCGUGAGUGUGCAAACAGCAAAACACAGGAUAGGAAACCACCAGCCAAACAGCCUGAAACGUUAAGGAAAAGAGAUGGAGAGGAAACUUCAGGAAUAAAGGAAUAAAUCUUCAGGAAUAAAUAUCUUUUUUUUUUUAAAUGGAAGACUAACCUCUAUUAGGGUAAUGGAUAUUUACAGGGGGUCGUGGGGCUGGUGGCUGGAUUGGAGCCGAAAGAGGGGCUUCUGGGAUGGCCGACAAGGUUCUAGGUGGUUUUUGCAGGGUCAGAGAGAGAAUUACGGGCAGUGUUAUGUGGGAAGGGGGAGGCGUUCAAUAUAUGGAGGGCAGUAAGGACCUCUUUCGUGAGCAGCCUUACAUUUUCAGGCAGUUCAUCUACUUUCAGUGCAACGGACAAUGAAAUGUGGAUUGAGACAGCAAGCAAGCAGACACACACUGAAAUGGUUUCAGGCAUUAUAUCUGAAAUACAACUUUUUCACAGUAUGACCACAUGGACCUUACAGGGCACCAUUUAUAACACCAACCUAACACUUUAUAAACAGCAUUUAUUGUACAGAGCA